GCGAGCCCCCGCCAGCGCGCCCGGCUGCGGCGCCGGCCGGUGCCGAGGCCGCACGCGCGGCAGAGGCCGCCGGGCAGAGCGCGGCGGACGCCCAGCCGGGGCCGGAGGAGCGCGAGGAGGUGCAGCGGGGCGCCUCGGACCUGCAGCUCUUCGCGUACCCGAAGAGCAGGCGCUUCCCGUGGGCCACCGCCUCGGUCGCGGCGGCCUCGGGGCUCGCCACCUGCGCGGCGGCGCUGCUCUGGGAGCGCUGGCCGUGCCGCGCCCACUCCCGCGAGGAGGUCGAGGAGCGGGUGCGGCAGCUCGCGCGCGCCGCGGGCGCCUGCUCCGCGUCCCGGGAGGAGGUAGCGCGGGGGGAGCUCCACCGCCUCUUCCUGCCCUCGCUGCUCCGCCUGGGGGAGCAGCCCGCGCGGGCCGCGGUGGACGCCGCGGUGCUCGUGUGCUGCGGGACGCUGUUGGAGCGGCUCCAUGGGCCGUCGUACGUGCUGGCGCUGGCGGUCGGAUCCACGGCGCUCGCCAACUCGUUGGCGCUGGUCGCCCACAGCGCCUUCGCCGCCGCGCCCGCCGACCUCCCCCAGGGCCGCCUGGGACCGCCAGAACACGCGCCCACGUCGGGGGCCGUGGUGGCGAUGGGGGUCGUGUGCGCGGCGCGGUGCCCUGGGGAGAGAACGGGCACCCGGUACGGCCGCUGGGCCAUGUGGCCAGGGGUGCCCGUACCGAUCGGCUGGCUGCUCGCGCCCCUGCUUGUCGCCGACGCGCACGCCAUGUCGGGCUACUUCCGCCUGCUGCCGCAGUGGCGGCAGGCCGCCGAGGAGGCCUCGGCAGCGGCCGCCGCGGAGGGCGGCGAAGGCCCCCCGGUCUCCGAGGCCACCCUCUCCACCCUGGAGGCCGCCAUGGCCGUGGCCGCGUGCACGGCGGUCGAGGAGCGCGCGCGCGCCGAGUGCCUGCCGCCGGCGGAGGACGUGGCCCUCUGGAAGGAGGACCGCCCGCGGGCGAGCGCGGCCCCUCUCUCGAGGGGGGCCCUCGGUGCGGGCCCCCCCUCUGGGUCGCCGAGCGUCGUGGGGCGGCAGCGGCCUGUGCGCUCGGGCCUGCCCCCCCCCCCCCUCGCCUCCCCUGGAGGCCGCGCACCGAGGGCCGCUCCUGCACGCGGCGCCCUCCUGUGUGCUCGAGGCAGGCCGCCCCCGGCUUCUUCGACCGUUCCCGCGGGGCCCUUUUUGUGUUCCCCCCCCCGUCUUCACGGCGCGCACAGAGAGGGGUCAUGGGGGAGGGGGGCGGGCUUCUCGGAAGCGCUCUGCUUCUCGGAGGGCGCUGGCCUCGCAUCUACAGAUGGGGCCCGCGCCUUCUGA
Messenger RNA from Prorocentrum cordatum, 1343 nucleotides. Lineage: Eukaryota; Dinophyceae; Prorocentrales; Prorocentraceae. The record is from the annotation of a GenBank genome assembly.